CACAGUGUGGUGCAGGAUAACUUCUGAUGCUUUUCUGUGUCAGUUUUAUCCAGAUGGCAGUGCUGUGGAUCUCCUGAGCCCCAACAGACAGCCUCUAAAACUUGUCACACACCCAGUCCUUGGCAGUCUUGUAGGAGGUUUAUGUGAGGUGUGUGUGUGUUCAGAGGAAGAAGCCUAUGCUCUGUAUAAAACAUGCAGGAAGGCACUGAAGGCUAGAGCAGACCCCAUUUCCACCAGAUGCAGUUCAGUUUUCUCUGUGAGUUUUGAGUGGAAACUUCAUCCAGAGGAGGUGGAGUCAGAGGUCUGCCGCAGCAGACUGCAGCUGUUCAGCCUGGCAGGGGGAGCUGGCUGGACUGACCUCAGAGGAGUCAGCCCACUGGUGAAGGUUGUGGACCAAAUCCCAUGUGGAGCUACGACAACUGACAAGCUCCUUCCUUUCCUUCUACAUGAUGCCUUAACAGGAAACAGUAGGACGUUCCUCAUCUACUGUAUUAACCCUCAGGGCCUUCUAGAUGAUGAGACCCCUUCUGCCUUAGCUUUGGCCCACAAAGUGAGACGUUUGGUGACUAAAGCCACUGUUGGUCACUGGUGUCCGAGGGCAACCGAACAAGAGCUCCGAGAUAACAUCAUGGAUCUCCAAACUGCAAUGAUGUCCCAGGGGGAGAACGAAGCUCACAACACCUGCAGGCUGGCAGAGCUGACUCAAAGCCUGCAGAUUGUGAAAAAUCAGUCAUGGGAGAAGAGGAGGGAGGUGUCAAAGCAGAUAAAAAGCAAAACACAGAGUUGCCAGACCCCAAACAGCAACUGGCACAGCGGUUAUCAUAGAGACAGCACUGAUGCAAUGAAACAUUUACAAGACCAGCUGAAACAAGAAAUGGAAGAACAUAUCAGAGAGGGUAAAGGGAGUGUGGAGAAAGUCCAGGAGAGAGCAGCAAGAAUCCAGCAGCUGAAGGAGACUCUCAGAGAGAAGACACCGAAGAACGGGGCUGUUACGGAGAAAUCUGACCUCUGUCAACAAUCUCAAUUGGAAUACAAUAAAGCAAAGGAGCGGAGGAGGCAACUUAAGGAGGAUCAUGGGAGAUUAAUUCAAGAGGAGGUGGAGAAGAUGGAGAGAGACCUGGCACAGGAAACACUACUGACAGAAGGCCCCCAGAGAGAGCUGCUGGUGCUGACCAGAGAGAGGCAGGUCCUGGUGCUACAGAUAGAGGCCUGGCGCACUGAGGCCCUGCAGGCUGAGAGAGACCUGCAGGAUCAAUAUGACAGACACCAAACCGAGCUGCAUUGCCUGAGGGAAGAGAGCCUGCAGGUGUUCAGAAUGUUUCGUCAGGUGAGUGAGGAGCAGAGGAAGUCGUCAGAGGGCAGAUACAGAAGUGUGCUGCUGGAGGCUGUGCAGGACGCCGUCUACCUCUCUGCCCAGAACCAGCAGCUACAGGCCGACAACAAACAAAUCUGCAAAGCACUGGGAGAGUUAAAGGAUGCUCUAGCUGUGAGAGGUGAUCCUAAGGCUGAACUGUUAUCCCAACAAUAAGAAAUACAUGACUAAAAGAUGUUUAGGAAAUGGCG
This is a messenger RNA of Xiphias gladius (swordfish), 1563 nucleotides long. RefSeq lists its product as uncharacterized. The transcript is spliced from 12 exons. Lineage: Eukaryota; Metazoa; Chordata; Actinopteri; Istiophoriformes; Xiphiidae. The record is from RefSeq and is a predicted model, not a curated record. The coding region runs from base 629 to 1528 and encodes 299 amino acids.